CCACGCCAUUGCAACGACAAUGACAUACCCAUCCAUUAAAACAUCUGCUUCACAUGGCGUGAGAUCCAAGUUCACUGCCUUGGUAAACUAUUCAGCUAGAGUUAACUUGAUUUUCCUCACGAACCGACCAACGCAUUCUUUUACGACCUCAUCAAUCCAAUGCCGAACGCGUUCCUUGUCAUACGCACGAUCUUUUUUGCCCUACUUCUCUGUUUGAACGUCUUGCUACUUGUCUUCGCAGGAUGGAAUUUAUCGGCAAUUGCAAAUACUGCGCCCGGUGCGCCCAUACUUGUCAUUAUAAGCUCAUCCUUAAUUCUCCUAUUUGUGACCUUGGCAUCCAUUGCCGAGGCUAUUUGCUCCCAGGGAAGACCUGAACACGUGCGGUUUGAGUGUGCUUGGACGGUCCUCAUGUGCACUGUGCAACUUGCCUCUAGUAUUAACGCGACAGUCAACGGACCACCUGUGAUUUGUCACUCACAAUGGACAUGGUCAACUUGCGCCUCGUCUUCGCUCCUGGUCCCUGUGACCUGGAUGGUCGCUCUCAUCAUCCUCACCUAUUGCUUGACAAUAUGUAUUACCACAUUGCUACAUGCACCUUCGAUUCCAGACGUUUGGCGGAUGCCAAUAUCCUCGGUGCCGUGGUUCAACGUCGAUGCAAAAGUGCCGUCCCCCAGUGCUAAGGUAUUCGCUAAGGAGAAGGCCUUCUCACGGUAUUCUAAUGCAAGCGCGGAAUCCUGUGCCAUCACAAAGUAUAUCACAGAACGCUGGGGAAGACUCACUCACAUCGAAAGCCAAUCGGAAUCUCCUUCGAAAGUUGCCUUGUCCUCCAAAGGUCAUGAGUCUAUUGACAACGCCCGACCUGUCUGGGCACGACAAAAAGAUGGACGACGAGGUGUCGACCAACCAUUUGCUAAGCCACCGCUACUACCUGCCUUACGCGGGGUUUUGCCGCCCCCGCCACCCACCAUUCUUGCAAAGGAAGCUGUUGUGCCGAGGGACACCCGUUACGUUGGACGGUCGGAGAUGAAAUCGAGUAACGACCACUCGACCCUCACUUCGCAUGCACAGACGUUGUUCCCGAAAGGGACUGCCAACCCGGAUCUUCCUAUUCCGCGUCCACAUCUGUCUCACUGGAUACCCGCUGACGCUACGAAAGCGGGUUACUUUUAAAGUGCUGUUUCCGUGGAGUGCUGCUCACUUCCCUGAAGUUAUUUUGCUCAGUUGGACUACUAGGUGCAUGCGGACUUGACUUCUGUAGCGUUAGCCCAGUACUUGUUGUAAUGAAUUCAAAGAUGUAG
This is a messenger RNA of Pisolithus orientalis, 1298 nucleotides long. RefSeq lists its product as uncharacterized. The transcript has 8 exons. The record is from RefSeq and is a predicted model, not a curated record. Lineage: Eukaryota; Fungi; Basidiomycota; Agaricomycetes; Boletales; Pisolithaceae. The coding region runs from base 160 to 1170 and encodes 336 amino acids.